AUGGACACCACUCCGAUUGUCCUCGAUCAAGGUACUGGUUUCGUCAAAAUCGGACGGGCUGGCACCAACUUCCCUGACCACACAUUCCCAUCGCUUGUUGGUAGGCCCAUCUUGAGAGCUGAAGAGAGAAAUGCAUUGGUGCCUGACAAUAUCGAAAUCAAGGACAUCAUGUGCGGCACUGAAGCCAGCGAAGUGAGAUCGUUGUUGCAAAUAAGUUAUCCAAUGGAGAAUGGUAUCAUCAAGAAUUGGGAAGAUAUGGAACACUUAUGGGACUACGCGUUUUAUGAAAAGAUGAGAACACCUACUGAGGGCAAGAAAAUCUUAUUGACCGAGCCUCCAAUGAACCCUUUAAAGAACAGAGAGACUAUGUGCGACGUGAUGUUUGAAAAGUACCAGUUCGGCGGUGUUUACGUGGCCAUUCAGGCUGUGUUGGCCUUGUAUGCUCAGGGGUUAAGCUCUGGUGUAGUUGUUGAUUCCGGUGACGGUGUCACUCAUAUUGUUCCGGUUUACGAGUCGGUUGUGUUGAACCACUUGACGAGAAGAUUGGAUGUGGCUGGUAGGGACGUCACUAGAAAUCUCAUCAACUUGUUGUUGCGCAGAGGCUAUGCCUUUAACAGAACAGCUGAUUUUGAAACCGUUCGUCAAAUAAAAGAAAAGUUGUGCUAUGUUUCUUGUGACUUGGCGUUAGAUCAUAAAUUGGCUACGGAAACAACAACGUUGGUUGAAACGUACGAGUUACCUGACGGACGUGUGAUUAAGGUGGGCUCUGAAAGGUUUGAAGCACCAGAGUGCUUGUUCCAGCCCAAUCUCGUGGAUGUUGAGCAACCAGGUGUGGGUGAGACAUUGUUCAACACAAUCCAGGCCGCUGAUGUUGACAUCAGAUCCUCUCUUUUCAAAGCUAUUGUCUUAUCUGGUGGUUCCUCUAUGUACCCUGGGUUGCCCUCAAGAUUAGAGAAAGAGCUCAAGCAGUUGUGGUUAACGAGAGUAUUAAAGGGCGACCCUAGCAGAUUUGAUAAGUUCAAGAUCAGAGUGGAGGACCCUCCUAGAAGAAGACACAUGGUCUUCAUUGGUGGUGCUGUCUUGGCUAACAUCAUGUCUGACAAGGAUCACAUGUGGAUAUCAAAGCAGGAGUGGGAAGAACAAGGUCCAAGGGUGUUGGAGAAGUUGGGUCCACGUUAA
Candidozyma auris is the source of this 1179-nucleotide messenger RNA. It is a transcript of the gene ARP2, whose product is annotated as actin-related protein 2. Gene Ontology annotation, biological process: Arp2/3 complex-mediated actin nucleation. The record is from RefSeq and is a predicted model, not a curated record. Gene Ontology annotation, cellular component: actin cortical patch; Arp2/3 protein complex. The transcript has 2 exons. Gene Ontology annotation, molecular function: actin filament binding. Lineage: Eukaryota; Fungi; Ascomycota; Pichiomycetes; Serinales; Metschnikowiaceae. Bases 1 to 1179 code for a protein of 392 amino acids.